AUGGCUGGAGUCCAUCUUGCUUCCCUGUAUGAAUCAGAUCGUAAUGAAUUCAACAGGCUGAUUGAGCAAGUAGUGCUGCCAUGGAAGGAGAGGUUUAGGUAUCUCCUGUACUUCACUGUGUCACAAAACAAAAGUAUUGCAACCCAUGUAAUGAGGUCUAUGCUUCAAGGAGUAAACAGGAGUCUAUUGGCCAUAGAGUUAGCUUUCAUUGUUGAUGUAGCCUUUGAGAGACAGGACCCAGAUGUAGCAGCCUUGGUGAGGGACAGGAUUUCAUCAGAGGAGAUUGAGCUGACCAUAGGCACAUACAUGACAGCACACACUGUAGCUGGUUAUGCAUUCAUUGGACCGCAUGUGGUUGAACUCCGUAUUGAGAGAGAUUGUGGACCUACUGUGUCACUUGAUGUGGCAGAGAUGAUAUGCUCUAUGUCAUCCUUGAGGAAAGUUUUCGUUAACCGAGCUGCAUUCCACCAUCGUUUUUUUGAAACACUUGCAAGGAAAGGAAAAGAAUCAAAGGUCCAGACUCUCUGGCUUGAUGGUCCCCAGUUUCCCACACCAGCAUCAUCACAUCACCUAGCAGAAGCACUGUGUUCUAUGCCAAACCUGACUGACCUGGAACUCUUUGGAGGGGAUCUCACUGAGGAAUUCUACUCUACAUUGAAAACAAAGGCAUCAUCCAUACAGGUCCAGACCCUCAAGCUCAUUGAUAUCACGAGUCCCACACCAGCCUCAUUACAUCACCUAGCAGAAGCACUGUGUUAUAUGCCAAACCUGACUGACCUGAAACUUGCUAUGGAACUCAAUGAGGAAUUCUACUCUACAUUGAAGGCAAAUGCAUCAUUCAUACAGGUCCAGGCUCUCAAGCUUGAUCAUAUCCAGGGUCCCACACCAGCCUCAUCACAUCACCUAGCAGAAGCACUGUGUUAUAUGCCAAACCUGACUGACCUGAAACUUGCUAUGAAACUCAGUGAGGAAUUCUACUCUACAUUGAAAGCAAAUGCAUCAUCCAUACAGGGUUGUUUUCCUCAGAUCAGGAAAGGAAACUUCAGGUUCAAUGGAGUUGCUCAAGAUGACUUGAACUCAUUUCUUCACACCCUCACAUGUUUGCAAAGGUCAGUACAGUAUAUGUGA
Strongylocentrotus purpuratus (purple sea urchin) is the source of this 1128-nucleotide messenger RNA. RefSeq lists its product as uncharacterized. NCBI's taxonomy places the organism in Eukaryota, Metazoa, Echinodermata, Echinoidea, Camarodonta, Strongylocentrotidae. The transcript has 6 exons. The record is from RefSeq and is a predicted model, not a curated record. The coding region runs from base 1 to 1128 and encodes 375 amino acids.